This is a messenger RNA of Vitis vinifera (wine grape), 1513 nucleotides long. RefSeq names its product protein MIZU-KUSSEI 1. Gene Ontology annotation, biological process: hydrotropism. NCBI's taxonomy places the organism in Eukaryota, Viridiplantae, Streptophyta, Magnoliopsida, Vitales, Vitaceae. The transcript has a single exon. The record is from RefSeq and is a predicted model, not a curated record. The coding region runs from base 415 to 1203 and encodes 262 amino acids.
AGUCAGAGUAGUCAGUCAAGGGUUCCUUUCUCUCCCCGCAUUCUCAGCUCAGCUCCCCUCCCCCACAAGUCCACACCACACCAUUGUCUCCUCCUCAGACUCCACUGUUUCUCUAUUUUUUCCAUUUCGCGACGCUUAUCUUGUCAAUGCCAAUCUCUCUCUCUCUCUCUAUCUGCUACUCUUGUCUCUUAUUUCCUGUUGCCAAUUAGGUGGGGCUGCUCAACGUCCUUGUGUCAGGAUUCUCAUGCCACACAGUCGUUCACUCACACAACCCUGACAAAAAGGCCUAGAAGCAAAGGAUAAAUCCCCACCCACAUCUCCCCACAAAUUACAAGGAUCCAUGAUCAUCAUCUAAUUUCUCCUUCUCUCUCCCUCUCCCUCCAUACUCUCCUUUUCCCAGGUUGGUUUUCGCAAAUGAAGACAAUCUUGGCCAAGACACCUCAUGACUCUUCCUUCUCUUUCUCCAGGAGAUAUUUCCACUGGAAAAAAAAGAUUGAAGACGAUGAUGACGACAACGAUGAAGAAGUCUUAACCUUUAGUUCCUCCUCACAUGCCUGUGAUGAUGAGGAUAAGGAGAAGGAAGCGGACUUUAUUAGCACCUCGCUGUCGUUGGCAGCUCCCAGGAAGAAAGCUGCUCUUUCUUCUAAGCUCCGCUCGGCUCUCGCUCUUACCCUUUUCGGUAAGAGGCGUUCACACCUAUCCUCUGGUCUUGGCACCCGAGUUAUAGGCACCCUCUUUGGCUAUCGUCGUGGGCAUGUUCACUUCGCGUUUCAGGAGGAUCCCAAGUCGCAUCCUGCCUUCCUGAUGGAACUCGCGACCUCAACAAGCGUUUUGGUUCGAGAAAUGGCGUCUGGGUUGGUCAGAAUUGCGCUGGAGUGUGAUAAGAAGGUCGAGAUGAAGAAAGGCACAAGAUUGCUGGAGGAGCCUCUCUGGAGGACGUACUGCAACGGCAAGAAAUGUGGGUAUGCCAUGAAGAGAGAAUGUGGAGCGGAGGAGUGGAAGGUGUUGAAGGCGGUAGAGCCAAUUUCAAUGGGCGCUGGGGUGUUGCCAGGGAAUGGAGAAACUGGGUCCGAGGGAGAGCUCAUGUACAUGAGAGCCAAGUUUGAGAGGGUUGUGGGGUCUAAGGACUCUGAGGCCUUCUACAUGAUGAACCCUGAUAGCACCGGUGGUCCUGAACUUAGUAUUUAUCUACUUAGAGUUUAAGUUUGAAUUUUCAUCCACUUUCUUCUUCAUUUAAGCUUUGGAAUUUCAUUUUCAGAGGUUUGGAGGUUUGGUCCUCUCUAUCUGUUUUGCCAUUUUCUCUUCUUGCAUUCAGUGUAACACUAAGUACGGUGCUUUAUUUAGCUUGUUCUAAGUAGUGGGGUGGGAGAAAAUAGCAUUAGGGAAAUGGUGGCAAAGAGCCUUUAUAGAAUGGUGGGUGGUGGGGUGCAUCUAUAACCAUGUAUAUUACUCUUUCUCUGCAAGUGGAAAACCAGCCCUUGCUAAUCAAAACACCUUGUCUUUCAUUUUGAAA